AUGACAGGGGCAGCCUCUGGGACAGACCCUGCCUCUACACUGCCUUCUCUAUGGGAAAUCCUGGAGCCCUUGAAGGAUGGGAAGAUAAAAUUUCCGACUCGGACGCUGCAGGAAAAGGUCCUGAGGUUAGGGUCAGCGGCAAGACCGUCCUGUGUCAGGUGGGGGAUCGUGCUGGCGUUGGUUGUGAUUUCCCUGCCAGGCCGGGGCUGUGGCCUGGCGUCGGCACACGACUCUUCCUAUGAGAUAGUCACCCCCACGAUUCUGACGGCGGAGCGGACGGGAGACCCCGGGGAAGAGGCUUCCUACGUGCUGGUUGUGCAGGGCCAGAAGCAGCUGAUUCACCUGACGGUGAAGAGAGACUAUUUUGUCAGUAACUUUCCUGUCUUCAGCUACCACAGUGGCAUCCUGGGGCAAGAAAUGCCUUCCGUCUCACGGGACUGCCACUAUGAAGGCUACAUAGAAGGUGCCCCAGGUUCUUUUGUCUCUGUGAACACCUGUUCAGGCCUCAGGGGCAUCCUCAUCAAGGACGGGAAAGCCUAUGGCAUUGAGCCCAUGGAGCCUUCGCAAGGGCCUCAACAUGUGCUGUUCACCAUGGCACAGCAAACGCGAGUCUCCUGCGCCGUCACCUCCAAAGCCAGCCCAGGGGCGUCCGCCAGCUGGCAGCAAGGGGGCAGGAGGCCUCCCAGCCCGCACACGCUGUCCUCCCUGUGGUCACACACCAAGUACGUGGAGUUGUUUGUGGUGGUCAGCAACCAGCGGUUCCAGAUGUGGGGCAGUGACGUCAAUGAGACCGUGCGGAGAGUAAUGGACAUCAUUGCCCUGGCCAACAGCUUCACGAGGGGGAUAAACACAGAGGUGGUGCUGGCCGGGGUGGAGAUGUGGACCGAGGGCGACCUCGUAGAGGUGCCUGAGGACUUGGGAGUUGCACUCAGGAAUUUCAACAGCUGGAGACAAGAGGAGCUCUUCCCGCGUGUGAAGCAUGAUGUCGCCCACAUGCUCGCUGGCCGUCAGCCUGGACAGGCCACGGGGAGGGCAUUUCUCGGUGGUGCCUGCUCAAGUGAGUUUGCUGCAGCUGUGGAAUCCUUCCACCACGAAGAUGCCCUCCUGUCCGCUGCACUCCUGGUGCACGAGCUCGGGCACAACUUGGGUAUUGAGCACGACCACAUGGCCUGCAUUUGCGGGGAUCAGCGCUUUUGCCUCAUGCAUGAAAACGUCACCAAAGAAAGUGCCUUCAGCAACUGCAGCUCUGACUACUAUUACCAGUUCCUGCACACACACAAAGCGGCCUGCCUGUUCAACAAGCCUCAGCACCAGGGCCGCAGGCGUAGGGAUUCUGUAUGUGGAAAUGGUGUGUUGGAAUCAGGUGAGCAGUGUGACUGUGGUAAUCAAUGUGCUGAUGAUCCAUGCUGUGGAGAUAAAUGUCAGCUUAAGGGAAAAGCACAAUGUGUUCCUGGACCCUGCUGUAGUGAGAAAUGCAAAUUUCAACCAAAGGGUCUCACUUGCCGUCCAGCUUUGAGCGAGUGUGACCUUCCAGAAUAUUGUGAUGGUUACUCCAGUGUUUGUCCUAGUGAUACCUAUAAGCUAGAUGGUAGUUUAUGUCAAAGAGUUUUCCAUUGCAUUAAUGGUUCAUGCAGAAGCCACGAUAAUCAGUGUGCAAAUAUUUAUGGGUUUAGUGCAUCAUCUGCUCCACAAGAAUGUUACACAUCAUUGAACAGCCAAGGGAACCGGUUUGGGAACUGUGGCCGUCCCACAGCAACUGACCAAUCCUAUGUCAAGUGUUCAGAUGAGAACAUGCUUUGUGGGAAACUUGUAUGUACUGGUGUUAUGCAACUGCCAGUAAUCAAACCCCAGCAUACACUGAUUCAGGUUCCUCAUGGAGAUGGGUUCUGCUGGAGUCUGGAUGCCUACAGCAAUACCACUGAUAUCCCUGAUGAGGGAGAUGUGAUCAAUGGCACUUACUGUGCCCCAAAUAAAGUCUGCAUGAAUUCAGCCUGCACUGAUUACACUGAGAUCCAAAAUGACUGUGUAUCAAUAGAUAUGUGUAAUGGGAAUGGAGUCUGUAACAAUUUAAAUCAUUGCCAUUGUGAUGAUGGGUAUGCACCCCCUGACUGCAAAUUAGCAGGGAAUGGAGGCAGUGUGGACAGUGGUUCUCCUACAGAUAGCAAAGAAACACCUGCUCCAGGAUAUGGUCAGAACUUCACCCAGAAUGUCCAAAAAGAAGAAAGACUCUUAGACACAGCAGUCAUACUUGGUAUUAUAGGUGUUAUCAUACUAUUAAUCUUUGCAAUUAUUUGUAUCAUCUCUGUUUGUAAAGGUGCAGAAGCACCUCCUCCAGCACCUACAGAAAAGCCCCCAGAAGAACCUACAAAGGCUUCCUUAGGAGAGGGUCCUCCAGAAGAGGGUGCCCCAGAAGCGGCGGCCCCAGAAGAGGGAGAGCAAGUAGAAGGAGAGGGAGAAGAAGAGGGAGAAGGAGCGGGAAAGGAAGAACCAGAGACAUAG
Condylura cristata (star-nosed mole) is the source of this 2499-nucleotide messenger RNA. Its product is annotated as disintegrin and metalloproteinase domain-containing protein 1-like. Gene Ontology annotation, cellular component: external side of plasma membrane; plasma membrane; sperm head plasma membrane. The coding region runs from base 1 to 2499 and encodes 832 amino acids. NCBI's taxonomy places the organism in Eukaryota, Metazoa, Chordata, Mammalia, Eulipotyphla, Talpidae. The transcript has a single exon. The record is from RefSeq and is a predicted model, not a curated record. Gene Ontology annotation, biological process: binding of sperm to zona pellucida; male gonad development; proteolysis. Gene Ontology annotation, molecular function: metalloendopeptidase activity.